Molecule: messenger RNA, 2190 nt
Organism: Momordica charantia (bitter melon)
Lineage: Eukaryota; Viridiplantae; Streptophyta; Magnoliopsida; Cucurbitales; Cucurbitaceae
Product: E3 ubiquitin-protein ligase WAV3
Molecular function (GO): metal ion binding
Source: RefSeq, a predicted model, not a curated record
UUAGCCUACAAGAAACAAAGAAAGGAAGCUAAAAAGGCUGCUCUUUUCUCUGACCAUUCCCUCCCUCUCCGGAUUCUCACCAUUUUUCCUUCUCCCAAAGGUCAAAUACCAACUCCCUCUAUUGGGUAGCCAUUAUUAUUACCAUUACCAUUGCCAUUGCUUCUGAGGGCUACCUCUUCUUCUUUCCCUUCUUUUCUCUCUGCUUUCCAACUUUCGUAGCCCACGAGAGAAGAGACUUUGGAGCAAUUUCUGGACCACUCCUCUUUAUACAUUUUGCGAUCCUACUCAUUUUGCGUCACAUGGGAUUCUAGUUCCAGCUUUAAAGGUUCGAUUCACAGAGAGGUACUGAGAUUUCUGUCAAAAUGGGGAGCAGAUGGAGGAAAGUGAAGAUGGCUCUUGGCACCGGUAUGUGUCUUCACGUUCCUCACGCCGGAGGGGAUACCAUGCCGUCCAAUAACGCCGCUCCCAGAUCGUUCGAUUCCAUCUCUUCGAUGGGCCGUAGUUCCAAUUGCCGCCAAACGACGCCGACUCAAUCGUCGUCCAGUCCCCGCGUCUCCAAAAGCGGAUCGAGGUCUUCGAAGAGGACCUGUGCAAUAUGUUUGACUACCAUGAAAGCAGGGAAUGGGCAUGCCAUAUUCACUGCAGAGUGUUCUCACUCUUUCCAUUUCAACUGCAUUGCCUCAAAUGUAAAGCAUGGGAACCAAAUUUGCCCAGUUUGCAGAGCUAAAUGGAAAGAAAUCCCUUUUCAGAGUCCCAUUCCGGAUUGUGCUAAUGCUAGGCCUAGAAUCAAUCCAGUAGGUUUUGCCCAAGAUGAUCCCUGGAUGAGCAUUGUUCAACGGAUGCCUCCUCCACGCCCUGAUACAACUAGACAAAUCUCCACUCUUUUUCAUGGCCCUGAACCAGUAGUUUAUGAUGAUGAUGAAGUUUUAGAUCACCCAACUGAUGCCACCGAGAGAAACACAUCAAAUGAUGGUGCCACUGAUCGUAGUUGCAUUGAUAAAGUGGAGGUCAAAACGUACCCAGAAACUUCGGCUGUUCCAAGAUCAGUUUCUCAUGAUCACUUCUCCGUGCUAGUCCAUAUCAAGGCUCCUCUCUCAAAUGCAACCAGAAACCAGGCUGCCUUUCCAUCGAAUCAACCCUCUCGUGCACCAGUUGACCUAGUAACUGUGCUUGAUGUUAGUGGCAGUAUGGCAGGUACCAAGCUUGCCCUGCUCAAACGUGCUAUGGGUUUUGUGAUCCAGAAUCUUGGCCCCUCUGAUCGACUCUCUGUCAUAUCAUUCUCCUCAACUGCUCGUCGCCUUUUCCCACUUUGUCGGAUGACCGACACUGGACGACAGCAGGCAUUACAGGCUGUUAAUUCUUUGACAUCAAACGGUGGGACAAAUAUUGCUGAAGGAUUGAGAAAAGGUGCCAAGGUGUUGGUAGACCGCAAGUUGAAGAACCCUGUUGCUAGCAUUAUACUCCUAUCUGAUGGGCAGGAUACGUACACUUUCAAUGGUCCUAGCAGUGCCCAUCCUCAAAUAGUUCAUCAAUCACUUAUUCCCGUGUCAAUCAAUCGCAACAACCGCCCUGGAACGCAGCAGAUACCGGUGCACACAUUUGGAUUCGGCGCUGACCAUGAUGCCGCGACGAUGCACUCGGUUUCUGACAUAUCAGGGGGCACAUUUUCAUUUAUCGAAUCAGAAUCUGCCAUCCAGGAUGCAUUUGCUCAGUGCAUUGGUGGCCUCUUAAGUGUAGUGGUGCAAGAUCUCCACGUUGAACUCAGAUGCAUUCACCCAAGUCUGCAGCUUGGUUCAAUUCAAGCAGGAAGUUACCAAGCCAGCAUCACAGAACGUGGAAGAUUAGCCUCCAUUUUUUUCGGAGACUUGUAUGCCGAAGAAGAGAGGGAUUUUCUGGUGAUACUCAAAAUUCCUGUAGAUGGGUUCGCAGGGGAGAUGUCACUGCUAAAGGUUGAUUGCGUUUACAAGGACCCCAUAACCAAAGAGCAAGUCAGUUUGGGCGAGGCCAGUGAGGUUCAGAUCCAGAGGCCAGACAGAGUAGAUGAACAACAAGUAGUGUCAUUGGAAGUGGACAGGCAGCGAAAUAGGUUCCGGGCGGCGGAGGCAAUAUCCGAGGCCAGAGUUGCCGCCGAGCGCGGCGAUUUAGCUGCUGCAGUGUCUGUGUUGAACAACUGCUAUAAAACUGUGUCUG